GGGCAUGACUGUGACCACCAAUGCAGUGGUCAUCACCAAGGAUCAGAGCAACUUAAUUGGCAUCAGCAUUGGUGGUGGAGCACCCAUGUGCCCUUGCCUCUAUAUAGUACAGGUCUUUGAUGGCACACCUGCUGCAAGAGAAGGCUCGCGGGAUGAGCUGCUGGCUGUCAAUUCGGUUAGUGUCAAGGGCAAAACCAAAGUGGAGGUGGCCAAAAUGAUACAAACUGCUACCGAUGAGGUUACUGUGCAUUACAACAAGCUGCAUGCAGAUCCGGAACAGGGCAAAACGCUGGACAUUAUUUUGAAAAAGCUCAAGCAUCGCAUUGUGGACAAUUUGUCCAGCAAUACGGCGGAUACGUUGGGACUCUCGCGCGCUAUACUCUGCAAUGAUUCGCUGGUGAAGCGUUUGGAGGAGCUGGAGGGCACUGAGCUAAUGUACAAAGGUCUGGUGGAGCAUGCACGCCGCAUGCUUAAGGCGUACUACGAUCUGCUGCAGACAUACAAAUCGUUUGGCGAUUGCUUUCACAAGAUCUCAGCACAUGAGCCGCAGCAGCGUGCCUCUGAAGCUUUUCGCACUUUUGGCGAAUUCCAUCGCGCACUAGAAAAAGACGGCUUGACUAUUAUAAAGCAGAUUAAGCCCGUGUUGGCUGAUCUGGGCACAUAUCUAAACAAAGCCAUACCGGAUACAAAGCUAACAGUGCGACGUUAUGCGGAUGCCAAGUUUACGUAUUUAUCUUAUUGCUUGAAGGUAAAGGAAAUGGACGAUGAGGAGCAUGGCUUUGCUGCCUUGCAGGAGCCGCUUUAUCGCGUUGAAACGGGCAACUAUGAGUAUCGUUUGAUACUGCGUUGCCGCCAGGAUGCGCGCAGCAAGUUUGCCAAGCUACGCACUGAUGUCCUGGAGAAAAUGGAGCUGCUGGAGUGCAAGCAUGCCAUGGAUUUGAAUAAACAGCUGCGCAGUUUGCUUGAAAGUCUGGCCGAUCUGCAUAGAAGCUUGGUGGAUCGGCUGGACACGCUGCCGCCUCUCUUCCCUAUUGAAGUGGACUUUAAGGAAACUGACUUCCAAUACAAGUCCAGCACACUUAAGCCACAAGAGCUGGAUGACGAUGAAAUCGAAGACAAUGCCAAUUCACAUACAAACAACAAAGUGAUUUAUGGCUUGGAGGCAGUUGAGCAGCCAGCGCCCAUUAUUACUAUGGAAACAAAAGCAGCGGAGCCCAGCAGCAACGAAAAUGAAUCAUUACUUAAAGAGCUGGGUCUCCAAGAUGUAGAUUUGCUGUCGAAUCCACAGACAAUCAGUAAUCAAAAGGAUUCCAUAGCUGCUCAAAAGGAAGCUUAUGAUUUCGAUUUAUUUCUAAAUCAAGCCAAUGCUACUACAAGUUUGGAACGUGAUCUUAUGUCGGCCAAUGCCAGCGAAACAGAUUUGCUGCUGCAAUAAAUGUACAAAUAUAUAAUAGUAGUUUACAAAUAUUUAUAUUUUC
This is a messenger RNA of Drosophila busckii, 1478 nucleotides long. RefSeq names its product PRKCA-binding protein (gene PICK1). Gene Ontology annotation, cellular component: postsynaptic early endosome; synaptic vesicle; trans-Golgi network membrane. NCBI's taxonomy places the organism in Eukaryota, Metazoa, Arthropoda, Insecta, Diptera, Drosophilidae. The record is from RefSeq and is a predicted model, not a curated record. Gene Ontology annotation, biological process: receptor clustering; regulation of Arp2/3 complex-mediated actin nucleation; positive regulation of receptor internalization. Gene Ontology annotation, molecular function: protein kinase C binding; protein domain specific binding; phospholipid binding.